This is a messenger RNA of Eucalyptus grandis, 273 nucleotides long. Its product is annotated as malate dehydrogenase, glyoxysomal-like. Gene Ontology annotation, molecular function: L-malate dehydrogenase (NAD+) activity. Bases 1 to 273 code for a protein of 90 amino acids. Gene Ontology annotation, cellular component: cytoplasm; chloroplast. The transcript is spliced from 3 exons. Lineage: Eukaryota; Viridiplantae; Streptophyta; Magnoliopsida; Myrtales; Myrtaceae. The record is from RefSeq and is a predicted model, not a curated record.
AUGGAGGCAUAUGCUGCCGUCAAGUUUGCUGAUGCAUGCCUGCAUGGAUCGAGGGGCGAUGCUGGCAUUGCCGAGUGUGCGUUUGUUGCUUCUCAGGUGAAUGGCCUUCCGUUCUUUGCAUACAAAGUGCAACUUGGUCAUGCUGGCGCAGAGGAGGUUCUUCCCCUUGGCCCACUGAAUGCGUACGAAAGAGCUGACUUGGAAAAAGCAGAGAAACAGUUAGCAACAAGUAUUCAGAAGGGCAUUUCAUUCAUCAAGAAGCGAGCCGAUUGA